This is a messenger RNA of Alosa sapidissima (American shad), 1461 nucleotides long. RefSeq names its product GTPase IMAP family member 7-like. The coding region runs from base 454 to 1314 and encodes 286 amino acids. NCBI's taxonomy places the organism in Eukaryota, Metazoa, Chordata, Actinopteri, Clupeiformes, Clupeidae. Gene Ontology annotation, molecular function: GTP binding. The record is from RefSeq and is a predicted model, not a curated record. The transcript has 6 exons.
AUAUGUGGCACACCCAUUUUGGAGUGUACAAACCGUACAUUCAGUACCGUCUUUAGGAUUGAACACUGCAUGGACAACAAGAGUUGUUACUGAUGGUUGGGGGAAUGUCAACUUACUGUAUGUGCCAUUUGAUCAGGGCAACUACAUUCAUGAGCAAUUAAAUGUUUUAUCAGAUGUUUUGCCUCUCAUGCACACCUGCAUGAGAGACUAUAGGAUAUACUACUGUAAUCACAAUGGAGUUUCAUAGACGUUCAGGAAGGAGAAGAAAUAGCAUGUCUACACCUCCUGGAACCCUAAUAAUUACUGUAAGCACAGAGAAGAAUCCAGAAAUUAAAUGAAUGCAACAGUGUUAUAGUGUGUUGUGGAUACAACACUGUCAUGGAUACAUGGAUCUGCUCGAGAUUGUACUCUGGACCUGUGUAGAGGAUUAUUUGGCUGUUUUAAAACAGUACAAUGUACAGAAAAGAACAUCCUUCAGAUAAUCAGGGCAUGGCAUCUGAAUUGAGAAUUGUUCUUUUGGGGAAAACUGGGUCAGGCAAGAGUGCCACUGGCAACACUAUCCUUGGAGAGAAAGUGUUCCAUGAUGAAGAAUAUCUUGCAUCUGUAACCAUAGCAUGCACAAGGGAGAGCAGAAAGCUUUUGGGAAGAUACAUCUCAGUCAUCGACACUCCAGGGAUCUUUGACACUAAAAUGACUCCUGAGCAACUGAAGGGGGAAAUAGAUAGAUGUAUGGUGUUUUCUAUGCCAGGUCCCCACGCCUUUCUACUGGUUAUGAGACUUGGGGUUAGACUAACAGCAGAAGAGAAGAAUGCUGUGAAGUGGGUCAAUGACAACUUUGGGGAGAAUGCGUUUAAAUACACCAUCAUACUAUUCACAUUCAAAGAUCAGCUGCGUAAGGCCGUGGAGGACUACAUCAACGACCCUGAAAUGAAGGAGAUUCUUGACAAGUGCAAGACUAGAUAUGUCGUCUUCGAUAACAUGAAGGAAUGCAAUACCUCACAGGUUGAAAAACUGUUGGAGAAAAUUGAUGAAAUGGUUGCAUGGAACAAGGGCCAUUACACUAGCGUGCUGUUUGAAGAGGCCCAGAAGAGGCAGCAGGCCAGGGAGAGAGAUGAAUACAUUGCAGGAGGUCUAAACACACUGGGGACAUUAGCUCUUGGAGCAGCAGGAGGCUUUGCUGUGGUAGCUGGCCCAGCUGCUGCUCUUGUGGUAGCAGCUGAGGAGAUUGCUGUCCCUGCUGUGGUGACGGCAGGUGCGUCGGCAGGUGCAGGUAUUCUCUCCAAGCUAGCUGGCUGGUAUUGGAAACCUAAGUAAUAAGAUAAUCUGAUAUUUACAGUUUUUAACAUACCAGCUGAAAAUGGCAUGAAAUGCACUAGUAUUGAUGUGAUAUCAUAGCAGUGACCUAAGUUGAUGUAUUUUCUAAUUGUGUUCUAAAAUUAAAAAUCUAAUUAUCUGCCAUGA